AUGUUGAGAGAUGUAUUUCAAAAACCACUGUUGAUGUUAUUGAGAUUAUCGAAGGCUCUUAUAAUAAUGACUGUGAAUUUGAAUAACAUUUUAACAACAGAUAGUAGACUUAAAAAUAAUGUUUAUUUGAAUUUGUACCACAUGAAUAUAAUCGUUUAAAAUUUUUCUUAUGUAGUUGGGCAAACUUUCAAUAAAUUUAUUCAUCCGAUGAUGAUGAAUUCAUAGUUUAACUUAUAAGAUGACUGUUAAUUUUUAACAUCUCCAAUUAAUUCAACAAAAUUUUUGCGCAUUUUAAUUAUUUACAAGAUAUCAUCUAUAAAUCAAAGUAUUAUAACAACCUAUAGUAAUACUUUUCCGGCUAAGUCUGAAGUAUUUGAUAUUAUCUCUGAUAUUAAAUUGUGGCAUUAUAUAUUAAUAAAAAAAUUAUAAAAUUCAAUUUGGUUUCAAUUAUUUUUAUAAAUGUUGUAAUAAAGAAGAAUUGAGAUUAAAUUUUUAUAGUAUGAUAGAAUGUAAUUUAAGCUAUCAUAUGGGAAUUUAUUACAAUCAUACUCCAAUUAUCUUGCAAUAUCAUUUCUCAUUUAAGGUCGAGAAACAUCUAGCCUUAGAUUGAACCUUAUGCAUAAGGUUUCUCAAUUGUUGGGUUCCAAUUUUUUAAUUGUCCAGAUAUUGAUGAACAAUCUAUAAGUUGCAAAUCAACUAUGA
Messenger RNA from Paramecium octaurelia, 702 nucleotides. The record is from the annotation of a GenBank genome assembly. NCBI's taxonomy places the organism in Eukaryota, Ciliophora, Oligohymenophorea, Peniculida, Parameciidae.